Molecule: messenger RNA, 1353 nt
Organism: Aaosphaeria arxii CBS 175.79
Lineage: Eukaryota; Fungi; Ascomycota; Dothideomycetes; Pleosporales
Exons: 1
Coding region: 187-993 (268 amino acids)
Biological process (GO): retrograde transport, endosome to Golgi; Golgi organization; endocytic recycling
Cellular component (GO): EARP complex; GARP complex; membrane
Source: RefSeq, a predicted model, not a curated record
UUUUAGCGCCAACAGCCCAGCCGAGAGACAGCUCACCCGCAAUGACCUACCUCGUCCAGAUUCCAUACGUACUCGUACUGUGUAGUUACUGUAUAAUAUGACACAACAAUAGUAAAUAGAACUUCAUACUCGCCGUUACCUUCGUGCGAUAUCAACACCACAGGCUCCAGCCUCCCAAAAUCCACCAUGUCGACCAUAGCCUCCCCUCGACCAUCCUCCUCCAUCCGCUCUCCCUCCUCAACCCGCACAUCCUUCGAAGCCACCGCCCGCCCAGCAGCAAACCCUCGUCGCAACCGCGCCGCUCUCCGCGACUACUACGGCCUCAAGAGCGCCGCGGCCGCGCCCAAAGAUGCAGACUCCAAGAUCUCAGAGGAAUCCGCACGCACAGAUCUCGGCCCGGAGCUCGAAGAAGAGACGCUGACGGAGCUGGAUAAGCAAGGCUUCGACGCCAAUGGCUUUGUGGACAACAUCCUGGCGACCAGCGGGCUCUCCGGCGUGCUGAAGGUAGAGGCGGACCUGAUAUCGCAGAUCAGGAACCUGGAUAGCGACAGGAAGAGUCUUGUGUACGAUAAUUACUCGAAGCUGCUGUCGGCGACGAGUACGAUUCGGAAGAUGAGGACAAAUAUGGAUCCUUUGGCGCCGACUACGCAUACACUGGGCCCCGCGAUAUCGCACAUCGCGGAGACGGCGGCGGGGCUUUCGUCGUCAAUGCAGGCGUUGCAGAAGCCGGCUGGUCUUGGGAUCGAAGUGCAGGUGGAAGGGGAGGAAGAUGCCGAGUUAGCCAGGAAGCGAAGUCGGAGAGAUACUGUGCAGUGGGUGCUGGACACGCCACGAAGGCUCUCGGCGCUGGUCGACGAGGAUAAGGAGGAGGAGGCCGAGAAGGAGUGGGCGGAAGUGAGCAAGAUAUUGGAUAAGUGGAAGGGGGUUCCCGGUGUUGACGAUCUCCGGCAGCAGUGCGAAGAGAUAAUGGCCGAGGAAGAGGAGUCUGAAUGAGCAGCGAAUGCAAACAUGAAUUUACGUUGAACCAUGGCACUCAGCGCAACAUGGUCGAGGAUCUUGCGAAGCUUCUCGCAACAAUCUGGCCAUUCACCAAAUCAACGUUCCCAUACGAAGAUACCCAAUUGAUUUCUCGUGGCCCGAGCCGAAUCGGAAAUGUGAGAACUUCCCCGCUACCUCCCUCGCAAGCGAUGUACGAAACGGUCGAUCAAGCUACUACUCCGGUCACACAAUUCUACCAGAAUUACAGGAUAUACAUUCCGAUUCGAGAAACGGACUGUCACGAUUGAAACAGGAGGCAUGGACGAGUCACCGUACCUCGAACCAACCACACGUACAUCACUAUCGGGGGGUCUC